AGGUUGAAACGAGAAAGUGAGAAAUUGAUUAAGUGGGAAGUCUAUGAAGUGGGCGGAGAGGCUUUAUGAAGUCUCAGAGUAACUGUAGUCGCCGGAUUGUAAUAUACCGAUGAGUGUUUUGUCGCGAAUGAUCCGGGAUUGCUGUUUGCUGGCUCUGGGUGGCCGCCGCCAUCUUUGUUGGGGACAAUUGGAACAUUCGCAGUCAGUAAACUCAAACGUCACUUCAGAUUCUGAUUAAAAUAUUGAAUUCAUCAGGACCUCAAUAUCAUCAGAUUUUGAUCAUGGAAGCCAAAACCAGUGUUUGUGCUGAGAGACCAUGGCAAUGUGGAGACUGUGGGAAGGAAUUCAAAUAUCCAUCUCAUCUGGAAAGUCAUCGACGUAGUCACACUGGGGAGAGACCGUUCACCUGCUCUGAGUGCGGAAAGGGAUUCAUUUGGUCAUCCAACCUGCUGACACAUCAGCAAGUUCACACAAGAGAGAGGCAGUUCAUCUGCUCAGAAUGUGGGAAAGGAUUCACUCACUCCUCCCACCUGCUGACACACCAGCGAGUUCAUACCGGGGAGAGACCUUUUAAGUGUUCAGACUGUGGGAAUUGCUAUAAAAGUUCUGGAGAACUAAUGUCCCAUCAACGUGUUCACACUAACGAGAAACCAUUCGGGUGCUGUCACUGUGGGACUCGGUUUAAACGAUCAUCUCAACUCACGAUACACCAACGAGUUCACACUGGAGAGAGACCGUUCAUCUGCACAGUGUGUAAGAAGGGAUUCAUUCACUCUUCUGACUUAGUGAAACACCAGCAAGUUCAUUCUGAUGAGAGACCUUUUAAAUGUUCAGACUGUGGGAAAUGCUAUAAAAGUUCUGGAGAACUGAUGUCCCAUCAACGUGUUCACACUGAUGAAAGACCCUUCAGAUGCUCUCACUGUGGGACUGGGUUUAGACGAAUGUCUAACCUCACUGUACACCAGCGAAUUCACACAGGGGAGAAACCAUUUACUUGCUUUAAGUGUGGGAAGGGAUUCACCAGAUCAUCGUAUCUGCUGAAGCACCAGCAAGUUCAUUCAGACGAGAGAAUUUUAAGUGUUCAAAAUGAGGGAACUAGUAUAAAAAUUCUGGAUAAUUAAUGCCAAUGAACUUGUUUGUGUUAUUGAAAUACCUAUAAAUGCUCAGUUGUGGAAAACGCUUUAAAAAUUCUCAGCUGAUGAUCCAUCAAUGUGCUCUCACAAGGGAGAUUGUUCCAAUGCUGUCACUGUGGAACUGUGUUCAGGUGAUCAUUUCAACUCAUUGUACACUGGGAAGAGACUGUUCAUUUCUUUCGAGUAUGGAAAGGAACUAGCUUGAUCAUCCCACUCUCUGAAACACCAGUGAUUCCACAAGUAAUCACAGUCGUUUCAUUUUGCUCUUAAUAAUGUUUGGGAAUGAGGCUAUUUCGUCAGGGUCUGUCUCUACUGAUGUUAAAUUGACUCUCCUUUAAUCAUAGGUUUUUGAUUUUCUGGAUAAAAAUGAAUAAAUUAGCUUUGUGUUAAA
Chiloscyllium plagiosum (whitespotted bambooshark) is the source of this 1524-nucleotide messenger RNA. RefSeq lists its product as uncharacterized. Gene Ontology annotation, cellular component: nucleoplasm. Gene Ontology annotation, biological process: regulation of transcription by RNA polymerase II. NCBI's taxonomy places the organism in Eukaryota, Metazoa, Chordata, Chondrichthyes, Orectolobiformes, Hemiscylliidae. Gene Ontology annotation, molecular function: DNA-binding transcription repressor activity, RNA polymerase II-specific; RNA polymerase II cis-regulatory region sequence-specific DNA binding. The record is from RefSeq and is a predicted model, not a curated record.